AUGGCGGAAGAUAUAACUGAUGUCAACACUUUUUUUCUAUUUUUCUUUCAGCAAACAUGUCAGCUCGAACAGAAUAAUGAGUACGUCAUCAAACUCUGGUUAAAUUACAUUCAAAUAAAAACGUACAAAGUCCUCAUUAAAAUACUAUUUCUUCAAUGUUCUUCAAUUCCUGCAAGUCUUCAGUUUAGCACAACAACUUUUCUACAGUUUGAAUCAGAAUCAGCAACUGCUAAGGACCUUAAAGGUUUUUAUGGAAACCCAUUGAUGGAAAUGCAGCCAUAUCUUCAAAUCCCUAUUCUUCCAGAUGAAGAUUUGUGUUUCAACCCUCUUAUCAAAGACCUGAAAACAGCAGAAAAGCUGUUUACUUCAUACAAGAAAAACCAAAUAAAUUUCUUAAAAUCUGUAAUUAAGCCUGAAGAUCUUCCUGAAACAAAUUUACAUGAGAUUGCCUUUAUAGGUCGAAGUAAUGUGGGUAAAUCUUCUCUUAUCAAGGCACUCUUCCACCAAUCACCAGAUGUUAAAGUGAGAAUUUCAUCCAAACCUGGCCACACAAAGACUCUUAAUUUCUUUCAAGUGAAGAACCAUUUUUGUCUGAUUGAUAUGCCUGGUUAUGGAUAUAAUAUGCCACAACAUUUUGUUGACAGUGUUGAAACAUACCUCAAAAGCCGAAGAAUGUUAUGUCGGACAUUUCUUCUGUUGGAUUGUAAAGUUGGAGUCACAAGUGCAGACAAGAUUGCCUUUGAAAUGUUUGAUGAAUUCAAGAUUCCAUAUGUUUUGGUGUUUACCAAAAUUGACAAAGUUAAUAAUCACAUCCAAAUACGGAACUUUUUAUCUGUUCUUAAAAUCAGAGAUCAGCUCAGCCACUGCUGCUUUUCACAGCCUUUCUUGAUCAGUUCCAAGACUGGCAAUGGAAUUCCACUCUUGCAGGCUUUCAUUGGCUAUGUCACAGGAAAUUUGAAGACACAAGGCAAGGGACUUACCAUAUUUUAUAACGAAACGGGAAGAAAAGAAAAAACAAAGUACAUAAAAACGGUUUAUUCUUCUCCUGUGAUCCACAAUUCAAGUAAUGUAGGUGAUUUUUGUUCCUGCCACGAAUUCAACAUGGUUUUAAACAACAAUGGCCUAUCACGGCCUUCAGACCCUGGAGGCCAAAGCAUGAACAAGUACCAUAUUCUUGGAGUUGUAGGAGAAGGAUCUUAUGGUGUUGUGUUAAAAUGUAAAAAUAAGAUAACAGGAGAUACUGUAGCAAUCAAAAAGUUUAAAGAAGGUGAAGAUAAUGAAGAAGUGAAGAAGACUACAUUGCGGGAAUUAAAAAUGCUACGUGCUUUACGUCAGGAGAACAUUGUUGAGCUGAGAGAAGCCUUUAAAAAGAAAGGGAAACUUUAUCUGGUUUUUGAAUAUAUUGAAAAGAAUCUACUGGAACUGUUGGAACUUAAUUCUUCUGGUCUUCCUUUGGACAAAGUCCGUAGCUACACUUACCAGUUGUGUAGGGCAGUACACUGGUGUCACAUCAAUGAGGUUGUCCAUCGGGAUAUUAAGCCAGAAAACUUGCUGAUUACAUCCAACAAUGUCCUCAAAUUGUGUGACUUUGGCUUUGCUCGUUCGAUCAGGGGAGAUAACUCUGGAUUGUUCACCGAUUAUGUCGCUACCCGGUGGUACAGAUCUCCAGAACUUUUGCUUGGAGCUCCUUAUGGUAAACCAGUAGAUAUUUGGUCAGUUGGUUGCAUUCUUGGGGAAAUGGCUAAUGGUCAGCCUCUGUUUCCUGGUGAAAGUGAAAUUGACCAGUUGUAUGUAAUCCAAUCAGUUGUUGGCUCAUUAACAGCAAAACACAUUGAAAUGUUUCAUCAAAAUCCCAGAUUUAAUGGAUUAAAGUUUCCCUCUGUCAGCUUUCCAGAAACUUUGGAGUGCUUGUAUGAAGGAAUCCUUCCCGAAGUUCUCAUUCACCUGCUUAAGGCAAUGCUUCACCUGGAUGACAAAGAAAGAAAUACUAUUGAGGAAUGUUUACAACAUGAAGCUUUGCAUACAGAGCACCUGAAAUGCAAUACUCCAUUCAGUUUGCCAAAGACAGAGCAUUUGCAAAGCAAGACAGGACAGUCCAGUUAUCGACAACAACAGAAAGAUAAACUUCCUGAACUUAACCAUAUGGGUCCAGGAUAUGUCCGGAGCACAAAGAAGAGCCCAGCAGACACACCUUCAAGAAAGGAUAACAAUUCACCAUGGGAAUCAUUAUCAGAUUCUAUUGACUUUUGCCAACCUCCACUUCCAAAAAAGUUUAUCAAAUCCUCCAAACAUCGGGUACCCACUGCUUGUCCCCAACUGCCCAGAACUGACCAUUUAAGUUCUCAAGAAGGAGAGUCCAUGAUAGUAACCAGUAGAAAGAAUGGCCACAAAAUGGCACAUUGGACUGGACAAUUAAAGAAUAACCCAAAGGAUUUUCCUGAAAACAAAAUUUCUGGCAGUGCCAACUCAAAGAAUGGCCAUGAAAUGACUGGGAUUAUUGUAAUGAGUGGAGGAAAAUCAAAAAAGAACUGUUCAACUCCAGUAGAGUUUCAUCUUGAUGCCUGUAAAUGUUCUCUGGGUUAUGGAUCUCCAAAUAAAAAUCUGGAAACUGGAAACCAAGAUGAACUGCCACAUUUUGUGAGUCCAUCUAUGCAGGAUAUGCUCAGUCGGCACAAAUUGCACAAAACAGAUUGGAAGGAAUCACCUGAUGGCACAGACCAUAUAGGGAAAUUAGCAGAACAGCUACUUAAGACUAAGAUUCAUGUGGAUUCCAGUUCGAAUACUAAGAGCAAAGAUCUUCCUUCUCACCUUCAUUCGAGAUUUUUUCACAAUGAAUGUCAACGUAAAAAUUCUUUCAAAGUCACACCUAAAACUGGUGAGAAGAAUUCUUCAUGCAACAAGUGCCUCCAAACUUUCUCGACCAAUGGAAACUUAGUCACAUGUCCAUCCACCAUUUCUUCCUCUUCUUCACAGACACUGCGUAAUAAACAUUCGGAUUUGCUCAACAGUAAUCUUGUAAUGGACUGCAAACACAAUUCUAAAAUGGUUUCUCUGCUUGAGAAUCAAAGUCAGGAAAACAAACAAUUCUUUCAACACAGUGUCAAGAAGAAGAGGAAAAAGAAGAUCUCCUUCCAGCCUUUGCUCCAAGGACCAGCACAAGUGAAAAGAGCAGGCCCAGAAUUCAAAUCAUUCAAAGGUAUUGAACAAAAUGAGACAAACUUAUUGGAACCACCAAACCCUGUGCCCCUCCAUCACAACUUUUCAGUUCAACAAUCAAGGAGGGGUUCUCAGAAAUGGCCACAGAAAACAGGGUCCCCUAAACAACAAACAUCCAUUUUGUGUUAUCCAGAUUUUCUCUCAUAA
Molecule: messenger RNA, 3363 nt
Organism: Acanthosepion pharaonis
Lineage: Eukaryota; Metazoa; Mollusca; Cephalopoda; Sepiida; Sepiidae
Source: the annotation of a GenBank genome assembly